Molecule: messenger RNA, 4901 nt
Organism: Tricharina praecox
Lineage: Eukaryota; Fungi; Ascomycota; Pezizomycetes; Pezizales; Pyronemataceae
Product: vegetative incompatibility protein HET-E-1
Exons: 5
Coding region: 303-4616 (1437 amino acids)
Biological process (GO): negative regulation of transcription by RNA polymerase II
Cellular component (GO): transcription repressor complex; nucleus
Molecular function (GO): protein binding
Source: RefSeq, a predicted model, not a curated record
CCCGCCCGAGCUCGACACGCCUCGCCACCUCAUCCCCCAUUCCCUACCAUCAUUGCGAUCCAUCCCCCCAUCCGCUUUUCUUGCCAUCUCGCUCGUCUGCGCAGUUUCGCAGAUCCUCGUACAUGCCGGAGGACACACUUGCGGCCUUUCCUCCUGGCGCAACCGGUUGAUAAUCACCCCCGCACGCGGAAUCGAACGUCAUUCCCACCAUCCUCCCACGAACCUUGCCCCUCGUUCGGAAUUAGGAAUCGUGCUACGGCCUGGAAAUCUCCAAAGUUAACCAAUCGUGAGCAUCUCUCAAGAUGUCUCCUUGGCCCCAAUUAGAAAGGUUGAAGGCGCGUUGGUCACAGAAAGUGCGGUCGGGUCCGCGAUCGGAUGAGCACACCAGUGGCACCGGGAACAAGCAACAGAUUCGAACCGGGAACGAGGAUCACAAGCGGUCCGGAAACCAGCACCAGAAUGUAGCCGGCGACGAGCACCAGCGUCCAACCGGGAAUGAGCACGAGAACCAUCUAGAUCCGAUACUGGAGCGAUUUGACUCCGACAGCAUCUCUCAGAAUGCUUCUGGCAGUCCGAACAUCGGUCGAAUCGCCAACAUCGCCAACACCUCUACCGCAGACACCACCAGAGAUAGCGUGAACGUGACGACAGACGCCUCACGCAGCUACAAGGACUCAAAGCACAACGAACUCGUGCACCCACAAUUCGAUGGGCCCGUAGGAAUAGGAAAUACAACGAUCUACUACAUCCCGCCACCUGGCCUUGCCGCAAACGCUCAAACCCGGGAAGACUUGGAAACUUUUGCCGCUGUGUACUGCGCUCAUGGCGCCGCAUUCAACUCGCGGGGUUCGGAUCACGAGCCUACAUGCUUGGCAGAAACUCGAGUCGAUCUCCUCGCCGACAUAGUGAGCUGGUCAGACACGCCCGACAAUGCGUGCAUAUUCUGGUUGAAUGGAAUGGCGGGUACUGGAAAGUCCACUAUAGCGCGUACGGUCGCUCGCAACUGGGCAAAGAAGCAACGACUUGGUGCGAGUUUCUUUUUCUCCAAAGGUCAAGGUGACCGGGCCCAUGCUUCCAAAUUCUUCACUACUCUCGCAUACCAGCUUGCGUAUUCGCAGCCCAGUCUUGCGUUUAGUAUCCACAAGGCUAUAUGCGACCGACCCGAUAUCCCGCGGCAAACCCUACGAGAGCAGUGGAAACAUCUCAUCCUUGAACCGCUUUCUCGGCUGGGUGAAGGUGUAUCCUCUCAACCACAGUCGUUGAUGCUGGUCAUUGAUGCGUUGGACGAAUGCGAUGACGAAGAAGACACCGGACUGAUACUUCAAAUCCUUUCCGAGGCAACUCUCCUCAAAAGCUCGGUGCGUUUGUUGGUAUUCGUCACAAGCAGACCGGAAACCCCGAUCCGCCACGGUUUCGUCAAAAUACGGAAGGCUGUAUAUCAACACUUCAUUCUCCAUGAAAUCCCCAACAACAUAGUCGAUGCCGAUAUAUCCAGUUUCCUCCACCACGAAUUAAACGAAAUCAGGCAAUGUCGCCGGUACUUACCCGAACCUUGGCCCGACGAGCAAAGUGUGGGGCGUCUCGUGCGGAAAGCUGGGGGACUAUUCAUCUACGCUUCCACAGUAUGCAGAUUCAUCAGGGAUAAGGAGCGCUCUCCACAGAAAUGUCUCGCCCUAGUAUUGGACGACAGCAAUGAACACGGAACGUCGUCAACCUUGCGGCAACUCGAUUUGAUGUACCUGAAGAUUAUACGAUACGCAGUCCAAGUUCGAGGUCAGGCGUCGUCGACCUCAGAAGAGCGACUUUCGCAACGGUUCAGGCAGAUCGUCGGAUCUAUUGUGGUAUCAAACGAAGCAUUGACUGUUGGUGCCCUAUCUGCUCUUUUAAACAUGCAACCGUACGAUGUGGACCGAACAGUAGAAUCUCUGGGUUCUAUAUUGCGUUAUCCCGAAUUCGAUGAAACCCCCAUUAAGCUCCUACAUCCGUCUUUCCGCGACUUCCUACUUGACAACCGGAGGUGCAACGAUCCCCGGUUCAGCAUCAUUGCGGAUAACGCACACAGGGAACUUGCGAUGAGGUGCCUGCAGCUCAUGUCACGCCAUCUCAAGCAGGAUGUGUGCUCCUUAAAGCUCCCUGGUAGCCUCAUCGAGGAGAUCGAUCCUCGGAUAGUGCAGCCUUGUCUUCCGGAAGAGGUUCAGUAUGCCUGCAGGUACUGGGUCGAUCAUCUCCAGCGAAGUGAAACCAUACUCCACGACAGCGAGCCACUUCACGACCAAGUGCAUACUUUCCUCAAAGAACAUUUCCUUCACUGGAUGGAGGCACUGAGCCUGAUGCGGAAUAUGCAUGACGGCAUUCUCAUGGUCAAGGCCAUUGCCUCCAUGCUCAGGCUGAAGCCUUCCAGUGCCAACUAUUCGUUGCAAGCAAUGGCUCAUGACGCAGUCCGAUUUAUGCUACAUUUCGGAUCAAUCAUCGAGAUUGCACCUCUCCAACUGUAUUCCUCAGCUCUGUCCUUUAGCCCGGGGCGGAGCUUACUGAAGGACCAAUUUCGUCAUGAAAUCCCGGACUGGAUUGUGGAAGUGGCACUACCGGUUCCCCAGGAUUGGGGCGCGUCGCUGCAGGUACUGGGAGGACAUUCAGCCAUGAUCGGAGCGCUGGCUUUCUCGUUUGACGGCAAGCUGCUGGCAUCGGCAUCGGGCGAUAGAACCGUCCGGCUCUGGAAUCCCGCGACGGGAACCUGCCGCGCCACUCUUGAGGGCCAUUCAAAGGGUGUCAGUGCAGUGGCAUUCUCGCCCGACGGCAAGCUGCUGGCAUCGGCAUCGGACGACAAAACCGUCCGGCUCUGGGAUCCCGCGACGAGAACCUGCCGCGCCACUCUUGAGGGCCAUUCGGAUUGCGUCAAUGCAGUGGCAUUCUCGCCCGACGGCAAGCUGCUGGCAUCGGCAUCGGCUGACACAACCGUCCGGCUCUGGGAUCCCGCGACGGGAACCUGCCGCGCCACUCUGGAGGGCCAUUCAGGAUGGGUCAGUGCAGUGGCAUUCUCGCCCGACGGCAAGCUGCUGGCAUCGGCAUCAGCUGACACAACCGUCCGGCUCUGGGAUCCCGCGACGGGAACCUGCCGCGCCACUCUUGAGGGCCAUUCGCGUUUGGUCAGUGCAGUGGCAUUCUCGCCCGACGGCAAGCUGCUGGCAUCGGCAUCGGACGACGAAACCGUCCGGCUCUGGGAUCCCGCGACGAGAACCUGCCGCGCCACUCUUGAGGGCCAUUCGGAUUGGGUCAGGGCAGUGGCAUUCUCGCCCGACGGCAAGCUGCUGGCAUCGGCAUCGGCUGACACAACCGUCCGGCUCUGGGAUCCCGCGACGGGAACCUGCCGCGCCACUCUUGAGGGCCAUUCGAAAUGGGUCAGUGCAGUGGCAUUCUCGCCCGACGGCAAGCUGCUGGCAUCGGCAUCUAUUGACACAACCGUCCGGCUCUGGGAUCCCGCGACGGGAACCUGCCGCGCCACUCUUGAGGGCCAUUCGCAAUGGGUCAGUGCAGUGGCAUUCUCGCACGACGGCAAGCUGCUGGCAUCGGCAUCGUACGACACAACCGUCCGGCUCUGGGAUCCCGCGACGGGAACCUGCCGCGCCACUCUUGAGGGCCAUUCGCAAUGUGUCAGUGCAGUGGCAUUCUCGCACGACGGCAAGCUGCUGGCAUCGGCAUCGUACGACAAAACCGUCCGGCUCUGGGAUCCCGCGACGGGAACCUGCCGCGCCACUCUUGAGGGCCAUUCAAAGGGUGUCAGGGCAGUGGCAUUCUCGCCCGACGGCAAGCUGCUGGCAUCGGCAUCGGCUGACACAACCGUCCGGCUCUGGGAUCCCGCGACGGGAACCUGCCGCGCCACUCUUGAGGGUCAUUCGGAUUGGGUCAAUGCAGUGGCAUUCUCGCCCGACGGCAAGCUGCUGGCAUCGGCAUCUAUUGACACAACCGUCCGGCUCUGGGAUCCCGCGACGGGAACCUGCCGCGCCACUCUUGAGGGCCAUUCAAAGGGUGUCAGGGCAGUGGCAUUCUCGCCCGACGGCAAGCUGCUGGCAUCGGCAUCGGCUGACACAACCGUCCGGCUCUGGGAUCCCGCGACGGGAACCUGCCGCGCCACUCUUGAGGGUCAUUCGGAUUGGGUCAAUGCAGUGGCAUUCUCGCCCGACGGCAAGCUGCUGGCAUCGGCAUCUAUUGACACAACCGUCCGGCUCUGGGAUCCCGCGACGGGAACCUGCCGCGCCACUCUUGAGGGCCAUUCGGAUUUUGUCAGGGCUGUGGCAUUCUCUUUUGAUGGCAAGGGGCUCGUAUUAACAUUGGCCGAUAAAGCUGCCAAGUUCUACGAAAUUUCUGCACAGAAUAGCAAUUUGGAAGUGAAGCCGGGAGCGGUCUCGUAUCCAGAGCUCAUGUUGAGCGCAAGUAAAGACUGGAUAUACUCGGGCGGCCGCAGACUGCUUUACCUUCCCCAUGACUAUUUCACUUGCUGGUUCGCCGUCAAAAACAAUACAAUUGCUCUCGGGCAAAGCUCUGGGACAGUUUGUUUCCUUACCUUUGAUUUGGAAUUGGUUCCUUUCGGUGAGCUCUCCAAGGCGAAUUUAUUCUGACUCGGCUCUGACAUGGUCAGGGUGAUUUUUCUCAAGUUGGAAUCACGGGGGUUUCAAUGGGAGUUGUGGCCGGUUUUUUCUGCGUUGGGCUGUUGUUCUGUCACUUUUGGUGCUUAGCUUUGGGUUAGGUUCUAGUAUGUACGUUGCUGCGCAGCUUGAGCUACGCGUCAUAGCGUGUGGGGUGAAGCGGUGGAUGUGAGGAGGAAUGGAGAUCAUUUGGAUUUUGUCCCGGGUUUUGGCCGUACCUUGGCGUACUCCAGCCAUAACGAAUUGUGGUUGCAUGCU